Messenger RNA from Phycomyces blakesleeanus NRRL 1555(-), 903 nucleotides. RefSeq lists its product as hypothetical. Bases 1 to 903 code for a protein of 300 amino acids. Lineage: Eukaryota; Fungi; Mucoromycota; Mucoromycetes; Mucorales; Phycomycetaceae. The record is from RefSeq and is a predicted model, not a curated record. The transcript is spliced from 3 exons.
AUGCCUUCUGCCAGCAAGAAAUCAAGAUUAGCAAAAAGCAAAUCUCGAUCAGAAUCUGGAAACUGUUUCUCUAAAAAUAUAGAAACCAGCAAUGACGACCUGGUUGACUUAUUUGAGAUUGUUGUUGAAGAAGAUAUUACUGUGGAUGACAGAGAACUUCAGGGAAUUACAGAUGAUGUUACUUCUGCCAUCUAUUCUAGCCACUUUCUCAAAUGGCAUGAGGGAGCUGAUAAGUCCCUUCGUGAUACAUAUCAGAAGAAUUCAUUAACAACUGAGUGGAGAAAAAGAAAGACUAUGAAGGAAUCUUUUGAUUUUAAAGGAAGUUAUCUUCUAAUAGUAAAGGGCUUUGCAAUUUUAAGUCGAAAAGAGUCUGUCAAUGAAGAAUUAGAGCCAGUCAAAGUUACUUCUAGGAAAAUAUCUGCGAAUACAAUUUCUCUUCUCAAGCUUGCCUUUAACAAUAUAAAAGAAGAAAUUGUCCCAUUUACUUAUAUAAGUAGUUCAUCUCUGCCAGUAGACCAUUAUGAGCUUUGCAAACUCAAAUCUGUCAAAAGUUACUUAAGACAUAGACUCUCAGAAAGUAAGACAAUGGAAGCAUCCGAGAAAGCAGCUAUGGAACAACAGAAGCCAGAAAGUCUCAGUACUAUUCUGGUUAAGAAACACAUUGAUGAGGUUGUUAUACCAAAAAAACUUGGAAUUCCAGGAAGUGUCUCAACGAGUACAGCGAAUCAAAUGAUGGGAUAUAAGACAAAGAUGGCGAGCUUUGGUGAGAAUGAUGAAGUAACUAUGCCACAGCUAUCAACUGAUAAAGUAGAACAUGUCCUUAUCACCCAUGAUGAGUCAACUUUCUAUUCAAAUGAUGAAAAAGAAGCUAUGUGGCUAGUGGAAGGUGAAAAUCCAAUUUGA